This is a messenger RNA of Xyrichtys novacula (pearly razorfish), 25077 nucleotides long. The record is from the annotation of a GenBank genome assembly. NCBI's taxonomy places the organism in Eukaryota, Metazoa, Chordata, Actinopteri, Labriformes, Labridae.
AUGGAGGAAGGCCAGCCGAUCUCAGACACCCAGGAUCCACCUCAGGAGCCGCCUCGAGAAGGAGAACAGGCCUCUGAUCAGACGCAGCCCCAGUCCCCGGCUCUGACCGAGGCCUCGCCAGAGAACUUGAACCAGAAGGAUACUCCAAUGGACAUCCAGGAAAAGAGUGAUCCUACUGCCCAGAUCCAGACCAAACCUUUGUGGAAACCCAUUCCCCCUCUGCUGCCUGAGCCCCUAAGCAGCACCGGGACCAGAGACCAGAGCUGCCAGACUGAGGAGCAGCUUCAGCACAGCAGCAACGGUCACAACACAGGUGGGUACAGGUUUCUUCCAUCUGCACUUCCUGCUGCUGUGAUUCACACACCCACAGGCUAAAAAGUGUUUGUCAUCCUCCUGUGCAGCUUCACACAGACAUUCACCCGGGACAUGUGAAGUUAUACGGUAUACUGUAGAAGGAAUAAACAUGUCCAGGUCCCAAACUGAGCUGAAAUCUAGUCCUGCAAAGAUAAGAUGUACCUUAAAAUUAGGCUUAAAACCUGCAGAAUUAAUCCGAUCUCUGCCAGGGUUUGUGAGAGAUUACUCACGAGAAGUUUCUGGCAAAUGAAAUCAAGUUCAUCACAGCCUAAGAAGCAGGAAAACAGAGCUACUAAAGUGUUUUUUUUUUGUUUGGCAAGUAUGAAUCUCAAGAACUAGUGCUUGAAUACAUUUAAAUAAAUCAAUUUGUUGCUUCCUGCCUAAGAAUUUGCUGGCUGGAAAAAAAAGCCACACUUUUCUCCCUGUCAGCUUGUUUUAUUCCUUCAGUUUACAGCUACUGGAGAGCUAAGCUAACUGGUUCAUAAAGUGGGCUGCCCCGACUGACCAAUCUCACAUGAUUUCUGCAAAACGCUGACAUAUUUUCUCUCCUGCUUUCCUGGGCUUUCCUAAAAAAUCUGAUGUCGCUGGGUUUUUUUUCUCUAGGGAAUAGAUUUCUAGUGGUGCUGCUGAAAGUUUCACCACUCACGGUAGAAGAGAAGCUGUUUACUUCCACUGAUGUUCCUGAUUGAGUGAUCUUUGACCCUCACGCUGAGGGGGGCGUGGAGGUCGGCCGGUUGCUGACCUCCCCCACUGGGAUUAUGGCAACUUGCCUGAGAGAGGUGUGGGGGGAGGGAGGGAGGAAACACACAUUCCGUCACACAUAGAUGCAUAACUUCUCUCUCUCUCUCUCUCUCUCUCUCUCUCUCUCUCUCUCUCUCUCUCUCUCUCUCUCUCUCUCUCUCUCUCUCUCUCUCUCUCUCUCUCUCUCUCCCACUUACUACAUUUUCAUUCAUACUUCUGUUUGCGUCCUUUGUGAGCGUGUCAGUCUGUCUGCUGCUGCCCUUUUUGCCUUCUGUCUGUCUCUUACCCACCUACCACCGCACACAACCUGUCACACUGCUCCACUCGCUCUGUAGGCUGGCUUUGUGCUCAAACAAGCAUGUAUGGGGCCAAAAAGGGUUCAGACCUCCAGUGUGUAUAGUUCAAGUCUCUUUGCUGACCAGUAAUCCAGGCUUGUGUAGAAUAAAAGAAAUCAAAAUCUAUCCCAAAAAAAGAAAAAAAUUGAUAGAUUUAUGUGAUUUAUGUGUUGCUAUGAAAUGAUAGAAUAAAACUGUCCCUCUGAUCCACAAUAGUGCAUCCCAUCUCCGGAUGAACUGCAGUUUGGCAGCUGUAGUUUACAUUUCUUAGCCACAACACACAAAGACGGAAAAAGUUAAUUAGAAUAGUCGUCAUAUUAGGUGGAAAAAGCUGUAAAUUUACCCAAUCAAAGUUGUUCCAUUACAAACCUAAAAUUGUGGUUUUAGUUCAUUGUUUACCUUUUAUCUCGGAGGGGAAUGCCAGCGGAUGAACCAGCCGCCUACACUCGAGUGAGAAAAGUGGAGCAUCUUGUGAAGUGAAACUCAAGUCCUGGUUUCACAGAUAAUUGUGAUACUCAUUGUUUUCCACUUUCUUUUGAGAGCACUGAUACUUAUACUAACACGGAGCUGAUGUGUUAAAUAUGUGUUUUUUAUUUGUGAAACUUUUACACUUCAAUAAGCUUUGGGCUAAAUAUAGAUUAUUAUAUAAGUUUAUGACUUAAUUCUCGUCAUUCAUGUAACUUACAACUUUAUUAUCAUAACGUCCCUUCCUAAAUGUGACUGUAUCCUCCUGUCGUACUUUCACAAUGUUAAACAAACAUUAGAUCUCUCUCACUGUUGGAUAAACUGACAGUAUAAUAUAUAAAGCUUACUUGUGGUCAGCACUGUUUGAGGCUUAAAAUUAUGUCAUUUUCUUAUCUACAUUAAUAUAUACAACUUGGCUUAGUUUCUAAUGGUCCGUUGGUGUGUUUCUAGGUCAAAGUGGUUUUCUUUUGUGGGCACAUGCCCAUUUGAUCUCUGUCUACCCGGAAAGUCAUGAGGUUUUGUAAGCAUAAAUGAGUCUUUUGACGUAAAAAGAGAUGACAUCAGUUCAAAUCAGAGCACUUAUCUCCUUUAACACAUGGAGCUAAAGUCAGAUGCAUUAAUAGUUCAGGAACCAAAACCUUGCUUUCGGUAUCUUGUGUUUAAUGUUUAAUAAAAGCAUUAAAUAUAGAAUACAGUUUUCAACUCUCUUUGCUGGGGCUGUAACUGUUUGACCAAAUAUGUUGUUCAUUCACGACACUUUAUUAAAAUAUAUGAACAUACAUGUAGUGAGAUGUUUGGAAGAAGGUGGUCAAUUUAUUAAAAGCGAUUAUGUGACAACAGUGUGAAAGCUGGUCAUGAAUCAAACUUAAGUCUGUCCCCUUCAGCACCAGGGUGAUUAAGAUCAAGCAAAACCAAAAUCAUUUCCCACUUCACUUCAACACUUUUCUUCCCGGUCACACUCCUGCUUCGCCCUCCGAAGUGGCUCUGCAUGACAUCCAAGCUGAAGUAUCAGAUGCUGCUCUGGCUCUGAAGGAUGUUGGACCGAGCACAAAAAAUUAUCAUCAGCAGGGCUCUGCCGCAUGUUUGCUAACAGUCCCACUUGAGCCGUAGUCCUCUGAACAAGCACCACGCAGAUAUUUACUGUGGAAGACAUGCUUUUCCAUCCAUCUUUUAACAGCUGCAUCCUGUUUUUUCUUUCUAACUAUAAAAUAAACAUAGUCUGCCUGAGUGUGUGUAGGAAGGUAAGAAUGAAUCACUGCCCUUUUCUGACCUCGUUGUCUCACUGUGAUAGUGCGUAACCUUUAAGCAAGCUAUGGUGUACUCUGUGUCUUACAAGGUGUCCAGAAUACUGAAGUGAUGGUUGAUUUCCCAAAAACAUGUCAUGCCCAGAUGAAUUUAUUUGCUCUGCUUGAAUGAAAUGUAACCCCUCCUCCGCCCUCUGUCUUUGUCUCUGUCUUACUGAAUAGGUCUCUGUGUGGAGCCAGGUGAUCCUCCUCUGCUCCAGCAGCCUCUGCAGACCUCCAAGUCUGGAAUCCAGCAGAUUAUUGAAUGCUUCCGCUCAGGUGUGUGACAUUGGGCUGUAAUAAUCCACCUUUUUUUUUAUUCUUUAUUUACUAUGUGCACAUGUGUCGUCCAGAUGACAGAACUGAUAUUUUGGCCUUGCUGACAUUCACCUGAAAAAUUCACCUUUAAAACUGAACUGUGGAGAAGAAGAAAAGGAAAGUGUAGCAGCUGUUUGAGUAGUUGUCUUAUCGAACUAAUACAUUUAGAUUGAAGAAUGUAAGUGUUAGUGGGAGAUGCCCGAGGCUUGAUAGGUUUCUGCAUUAGAGAUAUACAGAUAUUUUUAAGAGAUGGAUUAGAAGCUUAAAUUCAGUGUGAUGAUAGCAGAAAGGAGUGUGUUUCGAUGUCCUGCAGCCAAGGCCCAUUCAGAUGUAGGGCACGUUCAGUCCUGACACGUCCCCAAAACAAGUGUAAGUGUUCCUCAAGGCCCCACACAGUUUUGCAGAGAAACAUGUCAGUCAGCCCAGAAACCAGAGCAAAGUUAGUUCUGUUCUCAGAUUGAAUGUGACCCCUGUUUGUUAGCUCUACAGCCCUCCUCUGAUUUGAAACAAAGGAAACCGAUACCAGAUACCAAAACCUUCUCCUCGACCAUCAGCCGUGUUGAGAUACCUGUUUCUAGAGAUCAGCUUUCCAUUACACGACAGCUCCAUUUCCUCUGUUAAACAAGAGCGAAAAAGAUAUGCAAAGAAGAGCAGAGCGAAUUUGAAUAUCUCUGCAUGACCACACACCGUGAGCUGGCUUCUUUGCAGCUAUAAUAUUGUCAGCUGGCGAAGUCGUCACAGGCUGCUGUGGUGUUGAAUCAUGCCUCAGUACAUGUAGGCUGCAUUUUUUUCUGAGCCUGUAAAAGAGCAAAAUAUGCCGAGGCCACACAAGAAUGAAAGGCGCGGGAAGUGACAUGUCAGAGGACACAACUGUGCAUUUCUGUGAGUGUAAUUAUGUGUGUGUCAGUAGGUUACGUGCAGGUUUUGACACCUCUGUGUUAAAUUAUGGCAAAGUCAGCUGUUUUUAUAAAGUAUGUAUGCGUAAUUUAUGCAUGUCGUUUGUACUCAGUUUGGCAAAGCAUAUGUCUGACAAAGGGGUUUGUCUAUUUCUGCGCGAAUAUGAGUCACACUUUCCAACAAUACGGUAAAAGCUUCUGUAUGGACAGCUUUGGAUCGGACACAUGAGUCAGCGCACUGACGACAAUGACACAAGUAAAGGUGAUGACAGCAUUGAUGCAAAAAUAACACAAAGGCUAAGGACAUCUGAAGCCCCUAAAGUUGUUGAUGUUUCCACUGGAGGAAAUGAGGGGAAUUGAACUGACAGAUCUUUUGUGCAGACAAAUUAAUCUUUUCCUUUGUUGAGUUUUUGUUUUUUCCUCUUUGAUUCGAAACAUCGUGCUUAAAAGAUCCCUAAAAUCUCUCUUGCCUGCAGCUGUUUUGGAUGAUAUUUAGCAGCUUUUUAAAUGUACAGAUGUAAAAGUAGUAAACAACUUUGCAGAUUCAUAAUAAAAGAAUUAAAUGUAUUCAUACUGAUGUGAUGCUGCCGGUUUCUUUCACGAUCACUGAACAGUGUUUGGUGACAUUUUACUGGAUGUACUGUAAAUGGAAUAUGUCUGUUAAAUCGCCCUGUGGUUACUUUGCCCUGCAGGCACCAGCCAGCUGAGACACAUGCUGCUGAGGGAGGUGGACACCAUCUUUGAGUGCAAACUGUGUCGCAGUCUGUUCAGAGGCCUGCCCAACUUGAUCACACACAAAGAGUACUACUGCCUAUCAAGGCUGCCUGAGCCUGACGGUCAGUGACACACACACACAUGAAACAUCAUAAGAUAAGACACCGAGGGCCUAGUCUGUGUGGCAUCUGCUUUUGCUGAGCCUUUGCAAAUGAUGAAAGUCAAAUUCACAAUUUAUGUAUUGUCCUGGUGAUGUUUGAUGUUUACACACUGAAAUGAGUGAUUAUGGAUUAUACACUUUUAAAGACAGGAGUGGGUUUUACCCCAAAACAAAUGUGCAAACCCUCAAACCCCAAGUCUAUUAACAUUACUUUGACAUCACUUUUGUUAAAAUAACAAAUCAGUGAAAUCAGUUUGGGGCUGUCUUUGAUUAAACCCCCUGUACAUGCAGACUGCGCCAUAAGUGUAGUCUUUGGUAGCUUAUUCUGGAAAUAAAUCUUAGAAAUUUGUUUUGCAUCCGUUCUGAAUUGGCUCCCAGGGCUCGACAGUGCGACCGUUUCACUCGCAUUUGUGACCAAAACUAGAUGUUUGCAAAUUGUAAUAUGUGUUUAGGGGCACAUGUGCACAUACAAAAAAAAACAGGGAAGGCAACAAGUGUUUUUUCAUGUAAAUACCACGGUAAAGUUAGUUUUAGGUUGGAUAUCCGACGGACAUUCUCUGCGGAUCUGCCGAUGUCUUCUCACUCUCCAUAACCAGGAAUAGCAACAGCAGUGCGGUUAAAUCUACUCUGCAUCCUCGCUGUCAACGUUGGGUGUUGAAUAAGGGACCAUCAAUUAAUUACCAGUUGAUGUUCUUAAAAAAGGCUGUUUUCCUUCAAUAGCUUCCAUGACACGUGACCAAAAGACCUAAAAUUGAUUUCAAAUUAUAGUACUAAGGUCGACCAAUAAGACACACACUAUUUGAUCAAUUUUCAUUGUGCCUCUAAAGUUCUUUGUCUGCUCCUUACUUUUUUAACUUAGGAGCACAUGUGCUCCUCGUGAAAAAAAGUUAGUGUCAAGGCCUGGCUCCAUAAUAAACCGAUGUUAGGUUGAGAGCGCCCAGCACAGCACUGUGUCUCAGACUAUUGGGGAAGUCUGAGACACACAUUUCCUGAUAACUUUUGGAUUUCAUGAUGACAAAAUGAGCUCUUAGUUUUGAACUGUGACUUAAAUAACGCUGAAGUUGAAGAACAAUAAAAAUGCCCUGAGGAAUGAUAAUGUGGGCUCAAUUACUAGAGACUUAAAGGAAGUCACAUUUGGAAAUGGGAAAAAAAGAAGAAGCUUACCAAACGUUCACGUAUAAUCCAAAAACUUUUCUGGAGGACGGGUUUGUAACCUUAACGUUUAACACAAUCAACUUAUUUCCAGCAGACUCAAAAACUUACUUCAAAUAUGUCUAUAAGACCAUAAAGGAUGUGCAAGCUGGAACGCUAACAGCCCACCUUAAUGGUAAAAGUCCAACGUUGUUGUCCCAGCUAAAAAAGCGACUUUAUAAUGCUAGAUAAACUUCUGUCUCACUGUCUGCAGUCUAAAUCUGUAGUAUUUUUUCCAUUCAUACGCUACCUUUUUCAUAAUUUAGUACUGCUGCAAACAGGCAAACAAGUAAAGAAUAUUUGCUCAGACAUUUUUAUAAAUUAAGUCACGCUUACAUCGUCCAAAAAUCAAAGCGAAAACAUAUAAAUGAUGCAGAAACACAAUAAUGAUUAACUCAGCAGGCACAACAGGUACAUUCUGCUAAACAGGCCCGGAGCCUCAGUGUGAGUCGAGGACAAACAAAAGAAAAAACUUGCAUGGAUCACAAAGACAAACUGAGACUCCUUGAACCAGGCAGAGAUCAAGCUGAGCAAGGCUCUGGUACAUGGACCUCUGCUCAGAAUCAUUGAUUCCCUCAUCGUCACCCCUAAGGCUUCUUCCUCUCCCACAUUCUGCCUCUUCAAGGUUUCACCUCUCUCCUUUUAACCAUCUGACUCCGGCUCAUUAUUCUCCUUUCAUCUCUUCCGUCUGCACCCCUCACUCUUUCAUUUCUAUAUAAUCCACACCAACUCACGUGCACGUUAUCGCAUGUUCGAUCCAUCAGACAUGUCUGGUGCGUCUCCCCUCUGCUCUCCUCUUGUAUUACAAAGAAAACUAAACUUUGAUCUCGCAGCAUUGGUGUUUUAUCUACUUCUCAUUAGCCACCGUAUGCGCCGAAGUCUCUGUUCUCUCCUGCUUGGAAGUGAUAGCAGACUGGAGGAAUGGAUGAAGCAAGGGAGAGUCGUAAAGUCAUUUUUUUUUCAGUUACCCAGCUCUCCUCUCAUCUCGUCCUGAAAGAGAAAUCAAUCUCAACAGAAAUGGUCAAUUAUAAUUUUCUCCUUUUAUCCACUGUAAUGAUUGCUGUCUUAUAAAAAGAGCCUUGUUUCAUCAUAAUCUUCUUUUCAUCUGACUGUUCUCUUAAUGAACUUGUUCCUUGCUACAGCAACUUAAUUUUUCUCCAUCAAGAAUCCAUUACCAGCGCCUGAAUAUGUUUUGUAUUGCUAUUUUGAUAAAUGGCUUUAUCGGUGUUUGUUUUUCACCAUCGGGAUGCUGGGUAUUAAUUGCGUAGUUAUCGGAUAAACACAAUCGUUUUCUUCAUAACACUUAAUAUUUAACAAUCGAGCCCUGAUGAUGAUCACGGUCAGUGUCCGGUGAGGAUUUGUGGGCAGUAUUUUAGUGUAGAAAACAUAACCCUUACUCCCCAUCUACUUUAUCUUCAGUUUGACUGAGAAUUUUACCAAGAAACUUGUUCAUUUACGAAACUGACAGCUUGAAAGGAAAACCAAGUGUGCACAAGGACAAAGACACUCAUCUCUUCAGCACACAAACUUCACAACCAGAUCAAUUUUUAAACUCCGUUAAGUACUUUUUUCAAUUUCCCCUCUUGGAGGCUUUUUAAUUGUUUCAGCAACUUAAAACAAAUUUUAAGAUAAGGAGUGAUGUCCCUCUGUGAGAUUAUGAUGUCUUUAUAUAGACAUGAAAUGACAAACGGACAUUAAAACAACCUGGUUUGCCUUUAAUUACCAUAUUUUCUGGACUUUAAGUCUCUCCGGAGAAGAAGUCGCACCAGCCAAAAAAUGCAUAGUCAAGAAGAAGAAACCAUAUGUAAGUCGCACCUGAGUAUAAUUCGCAAACCCAACCAAACUACGAAAAAAGUGCGACUUAUUGUCCUGAAAAUACGGUAUGAAUCACACAGCCAGUAAGACAUUGUCUCUCUUAUAGACUCCACUGCAGUGUUGUGUCAAGGCUCUGCCUUCACAGAGUUUGUGUAUUCUACAUAAAACCCCUGAAAGUUGUUUCUGUUGCACCUCUGUAACAACUAGAGAUGUGAGCAUUCAGGCAACUAAAGGAUUCAGUGUCUCAAUUACAAACCAGAACCAAAGUUACUAGUCAGUUAAUCAUAUUCUUGAUUUUUUCUUGUCUCUCCAACUUGGUGGACGUGGCGCCUUCCUUGUUGUGGGUGUGUCAAAGGUUUAUCAGCAGCAAUAGUAAUGCCUGGAUCCAGCUAACCAGUGCUCAUUUGAAAAACUUCCAUAAUCCGGAUCCGUACACGGAUAUUUCUGGAGUAUUUCCUCUGCAUUUUGACAUUUUCUAGGAAGAGUUUAGAAAACCCUAAAAUGUUAAAUCCAACAGCAGAGCAGCCGCCCAUCACACCCAGUAGCUACUGCCAUAAUACAAUAAUGUGCUGUUACCCAGUUGUAAACACACACAGACAACAGAUGGCCUCUUUGAGCGGCACAGACUGACUUUAUUUGAUCCAGAAAAUGGAGAUGAAGUUUUAUGUAGACUGUGUCUGCUGCUUAAACGGGCAUAUAAACACUCAGCUGGAACAAUGAAUAACAAGGACAUACAUGAAAACCUUAACCUGUGAGGAAGGCUGAUAGCUGGUGGUGCUAGCUCUGCUACUGUAAACCACACUCGAUCAAUCACAGACUCUGUUAUCCAUGUUAGAUGAAGUGUGCUAAAUGUUGACAGCUUUCUUUGUAUUUUCUAAUCUUAAGACAAGGUGGUGUGUUAGAAUAUCAAUUUUUGUUGAAAAGAACAGAAAAUUUGUCGCUUGUCAUGACCUCUGAUGUCGGCAGAUCGAGUUUGAAAGACUUGUCCAAACAGGUGCGAACUAACAAAAUGACUAAAUGCUGUGAAGAACACACAAAUAAAAAAGUUUUCAUUUACAUAGCUUACGUUUUUGACAUCAUAAAUCACUGCACAAACGAGGAGGGUUAAAGUCAAAUUUUUUAUCAUGCUGAGCAUAAGUAAGGGGAUUUUUGUACAGAGUAAACAUAAUUUACUGCCAUGAUAAGUUAAAAAUAACUGAUCUACUUCUUCUGAUUGUUUUUUUUUAGGCGAUGAUCGACAGAGUGUAGCCAUGAAGGAUUUAUUGGACGCCAUAUACCCCAGAGCUGAACGGCCAGAGUUCGUUGUUAGACUGGAGCCCAUUCAGACCACCAACAAGGCUGUGUUCCAGUACCUGACCACAGAGGAGGAGCUCGCUAGAUAUCCAUCACACACUCCCAGGUAGGCGGUGGAUACACAUGUACUCGAUGUACUGCAGCAUUCACAGAAGAACACCUCCGGAUUAUAUGGUUUUGUUUUUAGGGACUUCUAAGCCCCUCGAGGUGAGAACAGGAUUUCAAGCUACUCUCAUGUUUCAGUUAAUCCCUGACUGUGUGUGUCUUCGCCCUUCGCAGCGCCAGAGAAAGCCCGGUGGCUUGGGAAGGGGAACAAGUAGAGGGUAUAGACAACGGCCAGCCGGGAGCACCAGAGAGCCCCGGGCACAGCCAGGCGCAGAGGAGGUGGGAGGCUGAGGAGGAGAAUAAAGAAGAACAGCCGCAGCAUGAAGAUGAGGAGUCCACUAGUGGGGUAGGAGGGCUGGACACAUCAUUCCAGAAAUACUUUCCCUCGCUUAGAUACUUCUCCAUUUAACAUGCUUAUAAGAUCUACCUUUUAAUAAAAGUCCAUCAACCAACCUCUGCUCCUCUGUCCUUCCACACCAGGUUGAAGACGUGACAAUCUCGUGUUGUCUGUGCGGCCAGGACUUUAACUCACGCCGCAGCAUCAGGCGUCACUGCAGGAAGAUGCACCAGACCAAGCUGGAAGAGCUUCGAAAGUUCACAGAGACACGGACAGUCCCCACAAGCCUGCUCUCUAUGGUGAAAGGUAAGAGUUUAUACUCUUUAUUGUUUAUCUCUUUAAACAAUAUCAGCUGUUUGUGCUGUUGUGAAUAUGAAGUUAGCAUAUGUAGAUAAAAUGGUGAAUAUCUUGACUGCUUUAUACUCUUUUUUUUCCUUUAAUAUUAUCAUGAGUGCUUAGGGCCAGUUUUAUAGACCUCUUCACUCUCUUGACCUGUUGUUUGUCUUUUAUUUCAUGUAUAAGAUGUAUAUAGCACCUGUUAGAGACAUUAAAUUAGUAGUAAAUAUGAUUCUCUUUGUUGAUGUUGGAGGUCGUCAAAGGACUCUCAGCUCACCUACCGGAAAAUCCUGCCCCGUGUGCCUCAAAACCUUUGCUACUAAAGCCAACGUGCGCCGUCACUUUGACGAGGUGCACCGUGGUCUGCGGAGGGACACCAUCACACCCGGCAUUGCCUCUCGACCCGGUCAGCCUUUUAACCUGGAGGUCACGCCCCCCAAGAAGAGCAACAACUCCUCUCCGACUCGCGGACACAACUCCAAGUCCACGCCUGUGAACUCAAAAACUACGCCUUCGCAACAAAACCAGUCCAAACCCCAGAGUCCGGCCCCGGCGCCUUCACAGGCCUCGUGUCGCUGCACGCUCUGCAAGAGAAACUACAGUUCCCAGGUUUGUAUUUUAUGAUGUUCGUGCAAUGCACCAAAGUUUUUUUAAUGAGCUGUAGCAAUUUGAUCCACAUGCGGCAAGAAAUUUAAUAUAACAGGUUGUUUAAAUUUUAUAAAACACGCUACAUCUUUAACCGCUGACUCAAUAUGAGGCAUUUAGACAUCUAACAGCAAGUUAAAGCCAAACCUUCAUAGAAAAAUCGACCUCAGACUCUCACAGUCUGUGUGGUUGAAGCUAUUUCUGGAUUUAAAAAGAAGAAUAGGUGAGAACAUCAAAAGACAAAUCUCAGUUUUGCUUCAUACAUUUCUAAUUCCAGUUAUUUAUGUCGACUUCCAAAGUCUUCAGAAAGGGUGAAAUACAGGACAGCUCCUCCCCUGAGAGCGUAUCAGGGGUUGUCCUGAGUGUAUAUUUGCUGUGUUUCUUCUUAAGAAGGAAAUACAUCAUUUUGUGUUCAUCUUGUCUGUGUUCCAGCUCAUGCUCAAGAGACACAUGCGCAUCGUCCACAAGAUAUACAGCAUCAAAAGCAACAAAUCUGCUGCCACCCAAGCUCCUUCGACCACUACAGCCACUCCUAACAGCAGCAGCGGCGGCGGCAGCAGCAGCACAACCUUAGCAACAAGCAACAACAUCCGAGUGAAGGAGGAGGCAGUGGAACCUUCAGAGGAGGAAGAUGACGACGAGGAAAAGGAGGAGGAUUUUGACAGCAGCCCGGCGCCCUCUCCUGGAGAGAGCACUGGAGCAGCUAAAGGUGCACCUGUGGCGCAGAAGACAAUGAAGAUAAAAGAGGAGGAGGCUCCACCAAGCCCGAAGAUGCCAGCGCCCUUGUCUUUGUCAGCCCCACGUGGCGCCAACAUGAGCAGCACGGUCACACCGGCCAAAAUGACCAAACUGUCGGUGGGCUUUGACUUUAAGCAGCUCUUCUGCAAACUCUGCAAGCGGCAGUUCAGCUCCCGCCAGAAUCUAACCAAGCACAUCGAGCUGCACACGGACGGCAACGACAUCUUCAUCAAGUUCUACCGCUGCCCACUGUGUCGCUACGAGUCCCGCCGCAAGCGUGACGUCCUUCGCCACGUGACUGUGGUCCAUAAGAAGUCGUCCAGCUACCUCGCAAAGAUCAUGCCGAAACUGGAGAGCAGGGCGGUGAAGAGGCUCGCCGAGGCCGUCCUGAACAGCACGACCACCAACAAGAGGGUGAGCAGCAACAUCAAAGAAGAAGUGAACGGACGCCACGUCUCCUCUUCGUCCUCCUCCUCUCCCUCGCCCCCUGUCACUCGCAAGCAGGAGUGCUCCACGGCCCCUUCAACCGCCGCAUCAGCACCCCCCGCUUCCUCCUCCUCCUCCUCCUCCUCCACUCCCUCCGCUCCACCUCCCCCGCCGGUCACUCGGAAGCAGCAGGACCUGUCAUCGCCAGCGUUCACCCCGUCCCCUCCUGUCACCCGCAAACAGGAGAGACAGCAAACCCACCAGCAGCAGCAGCAGCAGCAGCAACAGCAGCAGCAGCAGCAGCAGCGUCCCAUCAGCCCCCCACUCACCCGCCGCAGUGACAAACAUGCACACCAACGCAACUCUUCCUCCAGUAACCAAACCCCACACACACGGCGGCACGACACCCAGUCAGAGAGCAACACCGGGUCGUCCACUGAGGUCAGAGUGACCAGGAACUUCUCGCUUCACGCCUGUGAUCAGUGUGGACGAGCCUUCGCCAAGAAGGUAUCUGAUUUUCACUCUUUCACAUUAAUCUGUCCUCCAACUUUGCUGAAUCAGUGAAACUCAAAUGACAAAAAGUAGGCUGUAAAAAUGACCAAGAAUAUUAAUUGAGGCUUUUCCGCACUCAUGAAGGGCAAAAAGUAAUUUUAAUGUCCUGAGAUGAAUUCAUUUUGACUUGAAAAUUAUAGUUAUCUACAAUAAAUAAGCAGUCUUUUCAUUUGUCCAAUCCAAUCCAGAUUGACUUUAUUUGUAUAGCAGACUUAAACAAACAUGUUUAUGAAAAUGCUGCACAGUAAGAUAAAAAGCAGAAAUGAUCAAAAAAAAAACAUCACAAAUAAAUCACAUGAAAACACAUAAAGCAAAUAAGAGCUUGUAAAACACAGACAAAGCCAGUAAAAGAAUAAAACUAAGUCAACAUCAAAUCACAGAAACCACACGGCUCUCAUGUUUAAAGCCAAGGAAUAAGAGUGCUGCUGAGCUGAGAUUUAAAAGUAAGUCUGGUCAGGGACAGUGUAAUGGGGGGUGUGGGGCUCAUUACAGAGGAAACACUGUCACUCUGCUCUUAGCGACGACAAAAGCAGCUGAUCGGCAGACCUCAAAGGAGUGGAGACAUGAAGGUCAGAGAUAUACUGCGGUGCUAAUCCAUAUAAAGUUUUAAAACAAACAAUAAAAAUCAUACAUAGUGUCCAGUUAUAAACUGUUAUGGCAGAAACAAAGAGAUGCAAGAAUGUAAUUAGUGAAAUUGGAAGGAAUCUCUCUUUAAGAAUAAACCAGGAUAAUGCAGGUUUGAAAUAUGCCUUAAAGGUGGGGUAGGCAGGAUCUGAGGAAGUGCCAGUUUUGGGGAGAAAUCUUCAAUGUAAACACUACCCCUCCCAACCAGUUUUCCCCUCAGCUCCUCCUCUCCCCUCUCUCUCUUCUCCAGCAAGCCCCGCCCACAAACAGACGCUCCUGCUCACUCGUAUCGUUUCAAUUAAAUUCAGAUAUAAUGUAGAUAAUUACUUGAUAGUUACAAAUGGGUAGCCUGGCUGGGCCAUCCUGUUGCGUGAAUCACUUGCCAUUCCAAUCAGGUCGGGGGAGGCGGAGAAUGGCUUUGUUGACAAAGCCAUUCUCUUUCUUUGCUCAAAAAAUUUAAAUUGUUGACGACGCAGACAUAACAAAACACAGCGAUAUUGUUAUAGUACCAAAUGUCAUCAAUGACUCAUAGCUAUUGACUGAUAUUAAAAGCUUUUUUGUCGAUACACCACAAAAAAAGAUGCUUCUUUAAGGGAUUCCUGCCUACCCCACCUUUAACUGGAUAGGAACAUCCUGUAUUCACUCAGGGUUUUAUCAGGUCUUAUCAUGUCCUGCAUACUGACCACUGUGAGGAGUAUUAAGCAGGCUGUGAAACAGACAUAAAUUGAUGCUGGUGCUUUUCUAUGACCCACAAAGGCAAACAAGACUGUCAGAAACAAGACUGAUCAUUUUUAUACAGCAAUUUUUAAUGUGUGGUCCCUCUGGUGCUUCCGGCUGGCUUGUCAGGGUCAGACAACAUUAGAAAAAAGGAACUCCAGAAACACUUUUACAUUAAUUUCACGGCAAAGAUUCCCGUUAUUGAUAAAUGAGGUUGUUAAAAGACAGCUGGAUGUGAUUCUUGUUGGAAAACUGCUUACACAUAAACAUUAGCAAACACACAAAAGGUACACAGCUGCCAAAACCAACACAAACCAAAAGUUCCUCACAGGAGCUUUAACAACAUCCCUGCUGCUCAUUCACCUCAACGUGCUGAAUCAUCAGUGCCAUCUCUCUGUUGAUUAGAACUCAACCUCCUGAUCUGAUCUUUUCUGUUUAGCUGUACCUGGAGACCCACAAGCGGAGUCAUCGUAACGCAGCGACAGCAGCAGCCAGCAGGAGGAAAGGAGUCAGCACCCGCUCCAGAUCCCUGGUCUGGUGAAACACACAGCAGCAGUGUAAGAAAACAGACGGCUUUCCCCCUCCACUGGGAUCCUCUUGCUUUAUGGCUGUCAGCUUCUCCUCCUCUCGUUCCCCUCUUUUUUAUUUCAUCUAUUCUGAGUCGAGGCAGAUUUUCACCCCCAUCAUGAUUUGCUCCCGCAGCAGUGGUGCUUUUAGAAACCACAAAAGACACCAGUAGAUGUGUGUGCUUGAGCAAAUAUGUGAAUGUUUGUGCAUCAAGAGAGGCGUGUGCUUGUGUUUACUUGUAUUCAGAGGACCAUUGCUGAGGAAAAGCACGUCUGCAGACUUUCAAAUGACCACUUUGCACACUCACUAUUCCUUUUUCUACACUAUUUUUCACUGUUUUUCUCUGUUUCUCCUGUUCUCCCACAGUCUGCUGGUGGUAAUGAAGGGGAGACGCACUUGUAAUGAAGAGGUGAAAUCAGAACUUUAAAUGGGGGGAAACACUGGAUGAGGGGGGAGCGAGCACAGAACAGAGAUGAAGGAAACAAAUGAGCGGAUUGGAGGAUUGGAUUUCCACCUUUUGCUGGGGAAUCAACUAUAUAUUGAUAGAUUCUAACCCCAUUACCCCCACUCCCCUUUUUUGUAGUUACGUAUGGAAGCCAGGCGCUGCUAUCAAAAGAGAGACUGUAGUGACCAGAGACUCACUACUUCUGUAUAUUUCUGUAUUUACAGUAUGUAAAUAGAGAUCCAUAUGCAGGUGCGGAUGACUUCUGUGAAAGGUUGUCUGCGGAGGUACGAGCUUGUUUGUGAUGAGUGUGAAAAGAGGAAGGGGAUCAACGGAUUGGUGUACUCUGAAGAAAACUGGAAGCAAACGGUUGACAUUUACUUUUCUGUUUUGAGGGAGAAAGAAAUGGAUUCUCCAAACACACAAACUUAUGAGAGAUUUUGGCUUAUUUGAGUUCAACAAACCAAAGUUUAUCAUCUUUGUUUUGUUGGAAGCAGACAAACAGCAGCUGCUGUCUUUUUAAUACAGGAUGAGAUCUUGAUCAAUUACAGGGUUUGGUCAGAGGAAGUGAAAGCCUUGAGUGUAUUUUGGCAAUGUCCCUAAAAUUUGUGUUUGUUUUUACCUUUUUUUUUAACACUCUUCUACCUAUUUUCACUCAUUUGUGAGCUUAGAUUCUGACAUAUUUGUUGAACUGCAUGUGGAGAAAAAAAUUAAAAGGUGUUAUUUUAACUUUGACCAACCCCUGUUCAGCCCAGAAAUCCCGGUCCACCUGUAAAUCCGUGUAAAACCCUUGUUAAAAAAGAACUAUUGGUGUGAGCAGAGAGAGUAAUGCUCUGUAAAGAGGCGGCCCCCUCACUCUCAGAAAAACCAAAAACUCAGUAAAGCGGCACUAAUUAUGAUGGGCUGAAGGUUAUGCAAUGAUAAUAAAACCCUUUUACAGAUGCUUAAUGGAUAUUAAAUCACGCUGGCUUUGCGUUAAUUUCCUGCUAAAUAUGGAUUAUUUUUGCAUACAAGUGGAGCGAGCAACCACAGGCAAACAUUCGAAGUAUCAAAUUAACACUGUUAUUAUCCCCGUCACUGUAAAUCACUCGUUCUAAUGUGUGAGAAUCCAAUUUACAGUGAGGACUGCACAUGUUAUUAUGGGCUAAUGAGUGUUUGAAUGCAUUUUCAUGCAGAAAGGUUGCCUUUGGUGUUGGAAUAACCAGCGCACUGAUUUAAAUGUCAGAAACCAUAAACUGGAAGACUUUCUUUUCUUUCCACUGACUUAUCACUUUAAUACUUUCAGCCUCUCCAGAAAUUAGCCCUUACAGCCAGAGCUGCGGUUAUAGUGCUGCAUCACAGCAGUAUGGCAGCAGGUGGUUUCUGUAAGCAGCUGUGUCAGGACUGUUGUGUCUCAGCAGCAGGUGGAACAAAAUGGAAUUGACACCUGCUGCUUUGGAUUCUCAAGUUUGGGAAGCUAGUCUCAAUUAUAAUAGGGCACAAUGUGGGAGCUGUAAACACGAAGGAAAAAAGCUCGAGUUCCUUCUGUGAACUUUAAAUUUUCAUCACUCUCUGUUCACAGAUGGCGAACGCAACCGCACAGUCAAACGAAUAUCUUUCCUUUUAUCUUCUGUACUUGCAUCUCCUUGUUUCAUUCGAAUCGUGGCAGCAUGAACUCCAACUUGAGGGUGCUGCAUUUGUUUUCUGACAGCACCCAGAGGUAGUCUUGAGACACUGGCACAUGAUUUAGAAGAGAAGACCAAAUGUAGAUAUGUCUUAAUGUUUGAAAGCCAUGAAAUGGAACAAAACCAGACAAAAUGAAAGACCAAACUUUAUUUUUGUAUCUGCUGCAACAAAGUCUUGAAACAUGUAAAUAUGGAUUCAUCCUCCACGGAUGGUAUACUAUAGUUAUAUUAGUCACAAUAGUUACUGACAUGUACUGAACUGUUGGUUGACCAUUUAUUUUAAACAUGUUUGACUAGUUAUGACUCUGUCCUUGUUUGUCUUUUUCCAUGAUUAGUUUUGUGUUUUAUUUUAUUCCCUUUGAAGGAGGUUUACGCUGACAUGAAGAGAAAAAGGAAUCAAACCUCAAACUUUUUUUUUUCUAACCUUGUCUUUUCUUUAUCAUCAGUUGUAAUAUGUUAUCAAGCUCCAUCUUCUAGAGAAACCCGAGCAGAGUUAGAAAAGCCUUUCAAAUGUGACAAGAAUGUUAAAACCAACCACUUAAUAAAUAAAAAUGUACUGCUUCAAACCUCACAGGGGGGCUUUUGUGUGGCCUGUUUUUUUUUGUCCUCAGAUAUGACUCAUAAACUUCUAUCAAUCAUGUUUGUUUACUGCGUUUGUAGAGAGGAGAUUUCAUUUGCCUUCUCAGGAAUUGCUUCUUUGGCUAUUUGCAUUUUCACUUACUUUUUUAGAUUACCUUUUCCCCUUCUUGCAUUAUUUUCUGGGCUGCAAUAUGUCAUCUCAAGAGUGAUGCAUGAAGUUUUAUAGGUGAAUUAAAUACCAAUUGAAGUGCAUAAUGAAUAGCAUAUAAUGAAAAGAGUGAAUGGAAAAUUUUCUCACUGAAGCGUGCGAGUUAUUACCCAAGAGAACUUCAAAACAAUCUUUGCGUACUGAAUUAAUACGCCUUUAUAAAGAUCUGCACUUUCUUUUAAGCUCCUGUAAGGCACUUUCUAUAUGUCUUGGUUUGGCGCCCCCUGUUGAUUAUGUCCAGCCCCUUCCUCUUUGCUAAUCUUGCCCUGGACAUGAGUCAAUAUAUUAUAUUAAGACCAAGAUGGCUACAUCUACGAAAGUUAUUUUAGCGCUUGCCUUGUCCGAAUAUAAGGCAAGAGCUAAUAUAACUUCCGUAGAUGUAGUCAUCUUGUUUCCGCCUCCGAUUUUGUCUUAUUCCAAUUUGGUAACUGAAUCGCUGGUACCUCAGGGUGUGACGUCAUUUUCAGCUCAUACAUCUGACUUCUGAGGUAACUCGAACACAGAAUUACUAAGUAAAAAAUAACUACAUCAAAGUUUCUGAUCUUGUUGCUGACUACCUUUUUUCUUUUUAGCUCAAAAACUCUUAAAAACUUUCACUAUCUUCAACCAAAAUAUUUAUAGCAUUAAUGUUAUCUAGUUCUAGACUUUUUUUUUAUGUGAGGCUGUUAAAAAAUUUGGAGUAGGAGAAAAAAUCAAUUCACAUAAAUAUCAGGAUUUUUGGUUUUACAAUUUUUUGAUAGAUUUUUAUGUUAAAAAAUUGAUUUUUCUUUUUUAAAUUUAAGAAAAAGUCUUAAAAACUAACUUAUAUGUGUGUGAUGUGUGAUGACUUGUGAUGUGUAUUUUGGGAGGGAAAUAUGGUUCCUGGAAUCGUCAGUAGACAAUCAUAAUCAUUAAACUGUUUCACUGGUGUUAAAAAUGCAGACUAAAAACCGACAAUAUCGUAGAAUCGAAAUCAAAACGGAAUCCAAAAAAAUCGUAACAGAAUUGAAUCGGGGGGGGGGGGAAGCAUGUUGUCUCAGCCCUAGAAAAAAUGUCCACCUUUGGAAUUGAAGGAUUUGGGAUCUUAAAAGUCAGCCAGCUUUGUGCUUUGAGUACGGUUUACUAAAAGCUGGAGUAACAUUUUAAAGGUGCUUUGGUCCACUGAAAAGAGGAUGAAUCUCCACAUAGAGUUGAUGUUUAACGUUCUUAAAGUAUCUUUCUUUAAGUGAAGAUGUUGGAGAUUCUGCAGACACUUGUAGCAGACUUGCACUUGACCACAUAAGUGAACAAGAAUGAUUUGUGAAAGUACAUAGAUACCUCCUGCCCUGUCAUUUAAAGGAAGCAGCACUCAAAGACCCUCACUUGUUUUUUUUUGUUUUUUUUUUUUUAUCCGUUGCGGUUACACCACUUUGGCCACAAGAUGGUGCCAUUGCCCCGCGGCUCCCUCGCCUCCUUCCGCAGCGGUGAAGCCUCAAAUUGGACAUGUUGCGCACAUCUUCUACAUUGUCACACGAGCGAACACCCGGGUUCGCUUCGAUUGCCUGCUUUCUCCCUCCUCACAGCUUAUCAAAUUGUUAUUACACAGCAGAUGGGACGCGGUUCAUUUAUUUAAUUCCAUUCAGCCCCAAAGAGGCGCGCGUGGCGCUCACUGCUUUUACAAGGGGAAUCAAUGGGCGCAGUAAAAAUGGAUUGAAGUUGAGGCAAUUAAAGAGUGUGGCGCAACGCCUGUGUGAGCAUAUUUUGAUGACUUAUUAAUGUGUUCAAAUAACCAAAGCCCUUCAUUGUGGAAACUAUCGAUCUCAUUGAUCAGUAAUAAACUUGAUUGAACGGCUGGACUCUGCCGGACGACAGUGGCGCAAUUAGACGAUGAUUUGGUGCCUGGAAUAGGCAUAUGUUCUCUUUAGAGGGGUAGAGGGGGGGUGUUUCAUCGGCUGUGGAGUCGUGCGCUGUCCCUCUAAGCACCGACGACCGACCGACCGACCGGAGGAGCGCGAGAGAGUGUGCGCGCGCGUCCGUGGAGGAGCGGCACGAGUGGACUUCACGCGGGUAAGGGUUUAUGCGCCAAGUGCGUAAAGCUUCGAGAGAGGGAGAAAGAGGGGGAGGACAGUGGAUGGAAAUCAGGUGGGUUUUACCAACAUUAUUGAUCAUGACUGACAGAUUCCGUCUAUGAUGGAUUCCUCUGCACUCUCUCUCUCUCUCUCUCUCUCUCUCUCUCUCUCUCUCUCUCAUUCUUUGGUAUUGACUUCAUUACAGGCAGCCUCCCUCUUUUGUCACCUUAAACAAGUGCGGGCGUAAUAAUUGCAUUUCCACCAGGAAAAUCCGCGCUGCUGGUCACGACGGCGCACUUUUCUAAUUUCCAACACAUCGACUAUCACAUAUGGUUUUUCUUUGUUCUGUCUUCGCCUUUUGGAUUACAUUGUCAUCUCUAAAUCCGUUUUUUUUUUGCUGUCGGGGGGAAAAAAAACCUCUUUCUCUCUCCAGGACGACUGAUAUUUUUGGAGGAUAGGAAAAAAAAAACUGCUGAGCUCCGCAAGGAAGUUGCCUGAGGCGGACAGGAGGGACCCUGAGGAGUCCGCGGGGGAGGCUGGAGAGACGGAGCUCCUCACCCUUCACACACAGUCGGAUAAAUUUGAUUUCCUAAGGUAUCUCACACUAUCAGCCUGUGUUUAUUUACACCAUUGCCUCUUCUUUUUUUCAUGUGGGUGUUUUCCCUCUAUAUGUGGAUCUUUGGGCACUCUGUCUUAUUUAUUGUCUCAUCCCUUUUGCUGCCUAUUUCUUAAGGGAUUUUAUUGAUUUCUACUCCCCAUUCUUUUCAUUUCACCUGGAUUCUGUGCAAUAGUGGUUAGGUGAGUAAAUGAAAGUGUUAUGUUUCAUUUGUAAGAACUCUGCUUUGCCUUGUUUCCAACACAGAGGCAUGGAAAAACCAUCCAUGAUUUGCUCUCCCUGAAGAUAUCAGCGGCGCAGUGGUGUUCCUCUGCUUUUACAGUGGAUGGCACUGUCUUAAUUAGGGUGCAAUCAGAAUACCAUCAGUGCUUGUGUGCAGAGAGAAGCCUAUAGCGCUGCAUAAUGAGCAUACACCCAUAGACUUUGAUCUCCCAUAUUUAUUUCUGAACCUGUGGGCUGCUGCUUUUUUAUCUCCAGAUACAUGACUUAAUCAUGUUGGAGGCAUGUGUUUUAGACAUAAUGGGUUUGCCAGAGUCUGUUUGCUUUGUCGCUUGGAUUUUUUUAGUGCAUUAUUAUGGAUAUGAAUCAAUCAGAUUAUGAUAUAAUAGAUUAGAUUAAAUGGUUUCCACUUGGGAAUGGUGCGUAUUUGACCAAAGAUUUGUCUAAAUCUCAGAUAUCAUGCAUGCAUGUCAUCCCCAUUGGUGCAAUUUUAGAAAUGCGUCCUUUAUUUUUUAUUUAUUUGCAGGCUGGGUAUGCCCCGGCCACGCAAAAUAAGGGGGUGUACCCAUAGGGGUGUGUGUGUGUCUGUGUGGGUGGGUGUGUGUGGGUGAGGAAGCAAGGAUCAUCAUUCUGCCCACAGUCUUGCCUGAUUUAAAGAAAAAAAAUAUAUUCCUCCUCAAAGUGGAAGAGAUGUUUGAGAUCAAGGGUGUAUGAAAUAAGAAAGUAAGGUAUGAAUGAGAGGAGACGUGGAAGGAGAUGGAGAACGUGAGGGAGGGGAACAGACUGCAAUGGUGGAGCGAAAGACCCUGAGAAAAACCUACUAAGAUAAAGAGAGAGACAGAGAAAGAGAGAGGGAGAAGCUAUCAGUGUCUGAAAAGAGCAGCACGCUCCCCAGAGAGAUGAGGAGACAGUGACAGAGAGGAGAGAAACUGUAGAAUUAGAAAGUGUGGGAAUGAGAAAGCAAGAAAAAGAAGGAAGCAGGAAAGAAGACCAAAAAGCAGAUGAGAUCUGCUUACCUGGACAAGACGGCCAGGUGGGGGUAUGAAUGAAAAAGAGUGAUGAAUCAGCAGCAGCCCCCAAAGAUGUAACCCUCUUUAUCUCCAAGCUGGGAAAACACCCCCUUUUUUUGGACGUCUGCUCCCCCCAUUAGGCUGCCACACGGGAGGAAAAAAUCCAGUUUUGAGUCUUUGUAAGGCAUUAAGUACAAGGUCUCCCGCAGGUGCUCAGGACUUAAAGAGUAAUAGCUCAGAUCAGGGAUUUAAGAUCAGGUAAGAAGUGCGCUGAUGAAAUAUAACCUCUCAGUGAGACCCAGACGUCAUCAUCAUCAUCAUGAUGAAUGAGACGAAAAACUUUUGAACACCCACAUCUGACUCAUUUUGGCGCUCUUCCCAGGAUAUUUGCAUGUAGUUACAUCAUGAAUUAACAUUUUUUAUAAAUCAGGAACAUGCUCCCACAGGAUUAAAGACACACUAGGUCAGUUUAAGUCCACACAGAAGCUACUCCAUUUAAGAAGAUUUCUGAGCAAAAAAAACAUGCAAUGAGAAAUGAUCAACAGAAGGCGCUUAGUGUGCUAGCUACGGUGGAGCUUAUUAGGGUUAUAUUUAGCCCAGAUCUGAGGGGAAAGUGUUGAAUAAACAAAAAUGUGGCAUGUGGAAUAGUGGCUAACCUAUAUAAAGCAGGGGGGUUAAUCAUAGUGGGGUGCCCGCUUAUGUCUGUGUGACCUAAAUCCAUUCAGAGUGGCGAGAAAUUUCUGAAUUAAUCGGGACAAAAUUGAAUUAUAAACGGAUUGGUGAAACCGUGGCUCCUGAGGUCUGAAAACUCUUAUGUCAAAGUCAGAUCGUCUAGGUCUGCUGCAAAUCUCACAAAGUUAAAGUUUCAGAGAUGAGGCCUUUCUGUAAGUAGGAGUUAACCUGAAUUAGCUGCUUUUGAAUCGAUGUGAGAGUAUAGGGAAGCUUCAAGAAAGUAAAGAAGUCCCAGCUGAUCCCCAUCCCCCAGAAAAGAUGCUCCUCGUAAUACCCCUUCAGACCACAUAGAGCAUGAUGCAGGCACAGCCACACCCACUGGGGGGCCUCGGGGCAAAACUUAGCUGAAGGCUUGUAGAUGAGUAAUGAUGAAGAAUCUUCCACUUUUUAGUUCAUAAUGUGUUCAGAGAUGCAUGCAGUAUAGACAGUCAAAUUUGCAAUUCAUUAUAUCAACACACUAACUUCCACAAGGUAAGCCUGAAGUCUUUUGGUCCCUCUGGGUCCACGGCCUGGGGCACUUUUACCUACUUGGUAUUCCAGCCUUGAAUAUAGCCUGGGUUCAUAAAUACAUAUAAUCCACACUUAAAUGUGGAAAAAAGUGGAAGUUUAAUGUGCUUAUGGAAUAAGAUAUUAUUAUAUUACAGCAAGCUUAGACUAGUAUGAGGAGUAAAAAGAGGAGGAGCGAGGCAAGUCAUUUUGGCGGCAAAUCAAAGUGGCGUUAAAGCAUUAUGUAAGGACAGAAGAAAGACAUUAGAAGAUAAUGUUCGAAAGUCAUGGACACAGGCCGUUUAGAAACGAUAAAAGGUCAAUUAAAAACGGCAAAAACCAAAUGUAAAAAACCAUAGACUCUAUAUAGAAUGGCCGUCUGCCUUCUCGCUGGGUGAAGCCACUGCGAGAACAGCACCCUCUGGUGAUGGGCUGCAGUAUAGGUCAUAAAUCCCACCUCCUCCAGCAAAGCUUAUGGAGAUGUGGACAAACUUUAGAAAUUUAUUACAAAGAAUAUAAACUUUUCUCCCCCCUGCUUGUGAUGUUGACUAAUUGCCUAAUGUAGUUACUGUAAGACUGGUUUGUGCUCAAGUCCUCUUUUUUCUGUACAGCUCCGUUUUUCAAAGUUAUUAGGGGGUUCAUGUUUUCUUUGAUUGACACCUGAUACAGCCUAUGGGCGUAUGAAGAUUGCGUAGCUCACCUGGGGGAUACGCUGUUUGAGCCGAGCGUCAUCACAGCGACUCUCCCACCGAAUGUGUACAAUGCUGCUGCACAAGUAGUGGAGUGCGUACAACGCUACUGUGCAAUGUUGGUUUCAGGAGCCUUUCAGCUUCAAAUCCGUACACUGGCGGAAGGCAGAACCAAGUUUUCCAUAGUAUAUACAGUCUAUGGUAAAAACAUUGAAAUAUUCACAAAAUCAGGCCAGAAAUACAAAACUACCAGUCAGACUCUUUAAAGCUAGAUACAUUUCAUCUUGCAGAAGGCUACUGAAGUUUUUUUGCUGGUUUUUAUUCUCAAAUUCACACAGUUCUUUAAAGUUUGAACUCUCCUCAUCUACAUGUUGAAGAAAUAAUCCAGCCUGGCAAGAGAACAAUGAGGCUGAUGAGCUAAACUGAUCGACAACCCUGCGCCAUUGCAGAGUUUAAGUAGGUUCAACACAGUCUAUCAAUAAUGAUAGAUCAAUAAUGAUAGAUCAAUAAUGAUAUGCAGUGUUGUUUCCUAGUGAUGACCUGAAUAUGCACAUAUGGUUUUCUUGAAAAUGACUGAAGCAUAUUCAUAUCAGUGAAUGGUUGAAUACAAGAAAGCUAAAUGCUAAUGCCAGAAACUGUUUCUGACGAUGAGAAGAUUGCUUUUCAUUUACCCCUAAAAUUCAGGAAAAGUAUUAAGGAAACAGCUAACACACCUAAAAUGACUAAUUGAGGGUCUGUAUACCUUGUUCAAAUUAGUUCUCUGUGAUAAACAGUCUAUGUGCAAAAAUUAGAUCAAAGAUUUUGAAGUAGGGAGGCAAGUGAGGAGACCAAAUCCCUGGGGACUCAGCUACUGAGAGGAUAUCAGCACUUGUAUCAUUAAGGAAUCAGCCAGAACCCAUUUUCAGUUCUGGCUAAAACCAACUUCACCACUUUUCAAGGAUGGAGCUCCUUAAUGUGCAGCUCAGAGUGCAGAGCAUGACAUUAUUACAGUGAGGGAAAGGGGUGCAACUCCCUGCAGUGCAUGACAGCUGAAGUGGCUUAUCAACAUUUAAUGCUCUUAAUGGGUAGAAACAACUCUUAACAUUACAACUACCUGUUGAGAUUACAAGAUCAGUGUUUGUGUGUCUGUGUGUGUCUGUGUGCGUGUGUAUAGCCAGGUAUAGUGGAUGUAAUGUGUUCAUUUAGCUGCAGUAGAAACAGCAGGUGUCUGAAUGAUGCAGCACACUUGCUCCAAGGCGCCGCUCUCUUCCACCACUGUCUCCUGUUUCCCUCACGCUGUCUCACACGGUUUCAUGUUCUGUCUCCUCCGCCCGCGUCUCCCCCCCAGAACCCCCAUCCCUCCUGCUCACCUCCCCACUUUCCCUCAUCUCUGCUGCAGCAGGUCGUCUCAGCCUCUGAGACCAGCCUGAGGAGCUCGCCGUGGUUCUCUGCUGUCAUUUCCACAGCUGUUCCACUCAUCGAUAUGCCAAGAGAGGAGUGUGAACGUGCGUGUGUGUUUGUGCAGAGGUGAUUAUAAACUGACAGACUUUAGGUUUUCAAUUAUAGAAUGGAAGUGCAAAUUUUGACAGCUCCUGCUGGAAUCACUUCACCCAUGUGAGUGUGUGCAGGCGACUGAGCAUGUGUGCGUCUGUGACUUGUUUUUUUGUAUGCUUGGCUGCUCUUCCUGUCUAGCCUGUGAGUGGUUUACUCAUGUUUGUCAGGUGGACCGUACAUCCCUGCAGCAGCUUCAUGUUCACAACACACUCGUACUCAGACUUCCUCUCUCUCUGUCUUUCUUCAACAGGCUCUGCUGA